CAGGAGUAUUCCUGUGGCCCAGGACAGUCACUUGGGGGAGGGAGGUCAGAUCAGCAGGUAAUGGAUUUGUCCCUGGUGCUGGAGAGAAUCUUCGCCACUGAUAGGAUCUUUGCUGUGAGGUGGAGACAGGCAAACUACUCAAUGGUGAGAAGGUGUGCAGGUUGGGCUGUCGGGACGCUCUGAUAAGAUCCGAUCUGCUGGGCGGGGAGGCCCAGCCAGCCAGGCAGCUCUGCCAUUGGUUGCUGGCCUCAGAGAGUAGUGAGUAGUGUUUGUUCUGGAGCCAAAGCCUCCAGGCAGAAUCCAGGGAGGGAGAGCUCAGAGUGGCUGCCCCACGGGGCAGGUAGACAGGCAGCCCCCCUCCCCUGCUGGGCACCUGAGACACCCCCUCUCUGCCUCUCCUCAUAGGCACUCCCUGGAGAACAGAGCAACUCCCAGCCAGGCUCUCUCCGUGAGGAGCUGGUGGUGGCCUGGCCCAGGGCAGACACUGACACUAGAGAAGUGGCCACAUCAACGCCACCGGGAGGAGGGAUUGGGUCCCUUGUGGCCCACACCAGAAUCUUGAGAGGGGCUGCUGGACACCCUGCUUUGCCAUUCUAGGGGUUCCCAGUUCAUGUACCUCAUGUCCUCUGCUAGGGAGGGGGCUUCUCAGAAUAUCGGGCCAAAUGGGUCACAAUCCUGGUCGUACUGUAUCCAGGGCACUUUGGAUGAAUGAGGGGGGCUGGUCCUUGCUCUGGGGACAAGGCAGCCCCAGAGGCAGGCAGUGCAGACAGAGCUAGGAAAAUUGAUGCUCUUCCGACGGCCAGAGCCCAGGUGAGUCAGGGCCCAUGGGAACCGGGCUUUCCAGGAGGAAAGCCGAGCUGCUGGGCAUGAGAGGGUCUGGGACCCCUGGGAACUGGGACACAGGAAGUGAGUGGGCAGGAGGGGCACUGGCGAGGCUUUCAGGGUGCUCACAGGAUGGGAGAACAUCACCCCUCUGCCCUUCCCCUUGUUUGUACGUGCCCGCUGCGGUGUCCCAUCUGUUCCUUGUUAGAGACUCAACAGACAGGCCUCCAGGAGAUUAAUUAAUGCCAAGCUGCUGCAGCCUGCUUGCCCUGGGGCCCCAUCCUGGCAGCACAGACACUCGGCUGACCCCAGAGUGCUACUGAAUUCCCACCCAGUGAUCUUGAAAACACAAGGAGCCGUGUUGUUGGCAGAGCCGGGCCCCUGAGGUUUGAUGGCAGAGAAGGCUUAGCUAGCAGCAGGAAGAGGCUGCAAGCAAGCACCAGGCAAAGGAACUGUUAAAACAAUGCUGAGGCGGGCGAGGUGAGGAGCAGCCCUGACGGACGGACGGACGCAGACAGACCACAGACAGAGCAUCUGGAACAGGUGAUCAGAAGAGUCGGAGACCGAGGCCACCUGGGCAUCCCUCCCUUGCCUUGGCCCAGCCCGGUGCCCCGCCCCGAAGACGAGCCGGUGGGGCCACCAUGGCGACCAAUUUCAACGACAUCGUCAAGCAGGGCUAUGUGAAGAUGAAGAGCAGGAAGCUCGGAAUCUACCGGAGGUGCUGGCUGGUGUUCCGGAAGUCCUCAAGCAAGGGGCCCCAGCGGCUGGAGAAGUAUCCAGAUGAGAAGUCUGUGUGCCUCCGUGGCUGCCCCAAGGUGACCGAGAUCAGCAAUGUCAAGUGUGUCACGCGGCUCCCCAAGGAGACCAAGCGGCAGGCGGUGGCUAUCAUAUUCACUGAUGACUCCGCACGCACCUUCACCUGCGACUCAGAACUGGAGGCGGAAGAGUGGUACAAGACACUGUCUGUGGAGUGUCUCGGGUCACGGCUCAACGACAUCAGUCUGGGAGAGCCUGACCUCUUGGCCCCAGGGGUGCAGUGCGAGCAGACAGAUCGCUUCAAUGUCUUCCUGCUGCCCUGUCCCAACCUGGACGUAUAUGGCGAGUGCAAGCUGCAGAUCACCCACGAGAACAUCUACCUCUGGGACAUACACAACCCCCGCGUCAAGCUCGUCUCGUGGCCUCUCUGCUCGCUGCGCCGCUAUGGCCGGGAUGCCACGCGCUUUACCUUUGAGGCAGGCCGGAUGUGCGAUGCUGGGGAAGGGCUCUACACCUUCCAGACACAGGAAGGGGAACAGAUUUACCAGCGGGUCCACAGUGCUACCCUGGCCAUCGCUGAGCAGCACAAGCGGGUCCUGUUGGAAAUGGAGAAGAACGUGAGGCUGCUGAACAAGGGCACUGAGCAUUACUCGUAUCCCUGCACACCCACUACCAUGUUACCCCGCAGUGCCUACUGGCACCACAUCACAGGUUCCCAGAACAUUGCCGAAGCCUCCAGCUAUGCCGGUGAGGGGUAUGAGGCUGCCCAGGCCAGCUCAGAAACAGAUCUCCUCAACAGAUUCAUCCUGCUAAAGCCAAAGCCCAGCCAGGGGGACAGCAGUGAGCCCAAGACCCCUUCCCAGUGACAGCAGGGCUGGUGGGCACCAACAACUGCUGCGGCCACUUGUUGCACAGCUGACUGCAGUGUCCUGUGGAGAAGACAGCCUCGAGGGGCUGUUGGCCCAGGGCCUGGAGAGAGGGAGCGAGCUGUCCCUCCCUUGCCCCCAAGGGUGUGGCUGGACCAAGGCAAAGGGCUGGCCACCCACCUGAGCAUGUGAGGGGCUGAGCUACUGUGGGACUACAUACUGUUCAUGAUUUUAAUAUAUAUGGCUUAGGACAUACUCUAUAUAAUGAGAUUCCCCCAUCCCUCCUACCAACACAUAAUACAUUUUUUAAUCCCACGACCAAGCCAUGGUCAAGGUGGUUUUUGAGUAUUAGGGCAGCUGUUUCCCUGCCCUCUGUUGUACAGCCCUCCUGCUGCCAGGACCUGAGCUGCCAGGACCAGCAGAGGGGGACAAUCAGAACUCAAGGCUGGCAUGCCUGUUAGCUUUUCCCAAACAGCCCAGGAGCCAAAACAGGAGGUGGCUCGUCAGUUCUCUGGGCCUAGAGUGAUGCAGGAAGGAUCCAAACUUUCGCUGCGCCACUUGGCAGCCUUCCACUUGGAGUUCUAAGCAGAGGUGACAUCUGGUUGAUGCCUCAGGUGAAAAUCUGGUUUAAAAUGUACUUCUGCACAGGCUGCUUCCUGCUUAGCAGGCUAUGAAGAUGCCCUUGGAGUGGGGGUGCUGUUACCUCAGUCGGGUGCAGGAUGGGGGGGCCAGGCGGGAAGGCCGUGGCAGGACUGCUAUGGGGAGUACCCCUGCUGCUCCCUCUCACUGCAGGGUGGAUGCUGCCCCAGGAGGGGAAGCCCCUCCACCCUAAGCUUGGCCACCCCAUACCAGAGCACUCAGAACCAAGACCUUCCCAUCCCUGCUCCCCACAUGGUGCUGAGGCUCCCUGCUGAAAUGCAAUUAAAGCAAUUGAUUUUCUAGUGCUGGUAUUUAUUGACUACCGUGCAGAAGGGCUAUCUUUCUAUUCACAUCAAACCUUUGGUUGCGUGGAUUUUUGUUGAUUGUUUUUUUAAUAUUUUAGAGUUCUGAUUUGUGGGAACAGACCUUCUUGUAAAUAACCACUAUUCAUAUUUGUGGCAGGAUAAUGACAAAGCAGAAGAGGCCCCUCCCAAAGGAGCCCUAGAGCCAGAGUGGUGGCAUAGCCAGCUCAGCUCUGAAUGUGACCCAGGGAAUGACCACCCAGAGCAAACUAGGGUGCAAGCGAGAUGGGGUCCAAAGGCCUUGGGGAGGGAGAGAGAGCUGGCUGGGUCAGCUAGUGGCACGAUAACGCAUGAAGGAGAUUAUGUUGUGCUCUUUAUUGCCAAAAAUAAAAACUUUUAAAAAGA
Molecule: messenger RNA, 3790 nt
Organism: Chinchilla lanigera (long-tailed chinchilla)
Lineage: Eukaryota; Metazoa; Chordata; Mammalia; Rodentia; Chinchillidae
Gene: Dok4
Product: docking protein 4
Exons: 9
Coding region: 1464-2444 (326 amino acids)
Biological process (GO): positive regulation of MAPK cascade; cell surface receptor protein tyrosine kinase signaling pathway
Cellular component (GO): cytoplasm
Source: RefSeq, a predicted model, not a curated record